Messenger RNA from Morone saxatilis (striped sea-bass), 2451 nucleotides. It is a transcript of the gene prox2, whose product is annotated as prospero homeobox 2. Gene Ontology annotation, biological process: regulation of transcription by RNA polymerase II. Gene Ontology annotation, cellular component: nucleus. Bases 61 to 2085 code for a protein of 674 amino acids. The transcript is spliced from 4 exons. The record is from RefSeq and is a predicted model, not a curated record. Gene Ontology annotation, molecular function: RNA polymerase II cis-regulatory region sequence-specific DNA binding; DNA-binding transcription factor activity, RNA polymerase II-specific. NCBI's taxonomy places the organism in Eukaryota, Metazoa, Chordata, Actinopteri, Moronidae.
UGCAUUUCACGUAACUCUGAUUCUGUAACGUGUGUAGUCGAAGCAGCUUUCUGAGUGAGGAUGAACCUCAGUCAUCCCGACCAGAACAUGCACAGCUCCAUUGAAGGCUGCCUAGAGGACGAUAAACCUGAUGUCAUGUUGCCUUGCUUCCGCAGAAACAUGUAUGACGAGCCUCUGGCCUCAUACUCCAAUGGAUCCAUCAUCUCUCAACUCCUCCGCAAGACAAUCCACAACAAGAGGGCACUAGAUGAUAGCCAUUUCUACCUUUCCAGCUCCACUGCCGUUGACUCCAGCCAGGAGGACCAGAGCAGCGUCUCCUCAAAGGACAGCACGGUGGAAGCUGCCUCUCCCACUGGUCAUGUUUCUACGGCAGCCAGCCCAGAGAGGGAGCAUCCCAUGACUGACCACCUGCAGGCCAAGAGGGCCAGAGUGGAGAACAUUAUCAGGGUCAUGGCGGGCUCUCCCAACAGCAGGCAGCAUGGAGACAGCGAGAGGUCUGACACAGAUGCCAGAGACAACAGAGAGGCCAGAGAAGCAUACAGGGAGAACAAACGCAAACAGAGGUUGCCUCAGCAUCAGGAACACAGUGUUGGAGGACCGACAAACAGAAGACCCGCAAGCAGCAGUAGUGACAACAGCAACACCAAGGAUGAGGAGUGUCACAAGCUCAAAGAGCAGCUCCACAGCAUGCAAAGGCUCCUGCGUCAGCUCCAGGAAAAGUUCCUUCAAGUUUACAACCAGGAAGACCCUGAAAACAAUGACAGAGAUGAGACAGAAGUUGCUGUUGAGCAUGACACCCUGGGAGAAAGCAUAGCAUCACACUACAUAAGCACUGAAGAUGAUUUUGAAAGGAAGAACAGCAGAGUGACGGCAGAGUGUAAGGACCGAAUGAAAGUAGUUGGUUUUCUUGUACACCAAAGAGAGAGUCAGAACCUAAAAGAAACUCUGAAACAGGAGCUCUCGAGGGCUGUGAAUGACUGUGUGGACAGGGUGUUCAAGAAGGUGUCCUCCACAGGACUGGACCCGUCCCCUCAGCAGCGCAUGUGCUCAUCUCCAGAGAUGCAGAUCAGCCUGGGCGCAGACAGGAAGAGCCAGCAGGCCGGCUCCAUCCAGGAACAGCCCCAGACUGAGGAGGCUACAGUGAAGCCCCGCUCUAUGGAGUAUUAUGAAAGCUCCGAGGCUCAAAGCCCACAGGACCAAACAGAGGCGCUGUCGCUGGUGGUCCGCAAGCCGUCAGUGACCCCUCUGAGUUCAGUCAACCCGACAGUGAAGAGGCCCUAUCCUGUGCACCAGACACCAUUUCAGUUCAAUUACAGCACCCCUCUGCAUGACAGCCAGAUCCUAGAGCAUCUUCUUAAGUACGGGCCCCAUUCCAACUUUGGGGGUCUCCCUUGCAUGCCUCCAUCAAUGGACAGGACCUCCCCAGACUCAGUGGACCUGCCCUGGGACACCAUCGCCAUGAGGUCCAAGGUGACAUCCAGCCACCUCGGCCACCACGCUCGCUCCUCCACCCUGGGGGCAGUGACAGUGGACAAUCUGUGUCUCCCUCAUGUCAAGAUCGAGUGUGGCGAACUGCAGAGCAUGGCUGAACGGAACCCCUACAUGUCACUCAAUAUCCAGGAGGGUCUCACCCCGAGCCAUCUGAAGAAGGCAAAGCUCAUGUUCUUCUACACCCGCUACCCCAGCUCCAACGUGCUGAAAACCUUCUUCCCUGAUGUCAAGUUCAACCGCUGCAUCACCUCUCAGCUGAUCAAGUGGUUCAGUAACUUCAGGGAGUUCUACUAUAUCCAGAUGGAGAAGUUUGCCCGCCAGGCCAUUGUUGAUGGCAUCAGUGAUGUCAAAGACAUUACAGUUAGCAGGGACUCAGAGCUGUUCCGGGCACUGAACAUGCACUACAAUAAAGCCAAUGACUUCCACGUUCCAGACCGAUUCUUGGAGGUUGCUGAGAUCACCUUGCAUGAGUUUUACAAUGCCAUUUCUGCAGCUAAAGAUUCGGACCCCUCCUGGAAAAAGGCCAUAUACAAGGUGAUCUGUAAACUGGACAGCGACGUCCCCGAGGACUUCAAGACAUCUUCCUAUUUAUAGGCAGAAGUGGAGAGUUAUACAGUGAAGGAAUUGAAGUUAGUCGCUUGACAGUAUUAUUCAUCCUUUCUUGUAGUGCAUUUUAGUGAGGUGAAAUGUAGAUGUUGGAUAAUUAAUCAUUUUGUAGAUCUGUAAGCAAAAAAAAAACAUACACACAAUUUUAUCUAUAGUCUAAAAUGCUGUAUGUUCUACAUUUAUCAACAAGCAGAUACAUAUUAAUGCUCUUGUGGUUUAUUUUAUUGUUUAGUGUUUACUUAUAUAAUCUGCCUCAACGCAUUUAGAGAGUUACUGAGUUUGUAGGUGUGUAAAAAUGUUUACAAAGUGUAAUCAUGCUUUUCCAUAUUAUUAAACUAUAGUGUAGCCUGAUUA